This is a messenger RNA of Monosiga brevicollis MX1, 858 nucleotides long. RefSeq lists its product as uncharacterized. Bases 1 to 858 code for a protein of 285 amino acids. The transcript is spliced from 2 exons. Lineage: Eukaryota; Choanoflagellata; Craspedida; Salpingoecidae. The record is from RefSeq and is a predicted model, not a curated record.
AUGUCGUCUACCUUGGGCGUGGUUCUUCAAGUUUUUGCCACACUGGCAGCGCUCGGCGUCAUCGCUUGCGGCGCCAUUCAGCUGAACGACACCGGUAACUUUGAGGUUGAGUGGUGCCGCCAUGACGAUACCAAGCACUGCUGGACGCGGAACCGCAAUGCAGAUGUGGCCAUGACCUUUUAUGCCAUCUCCAUCAUUCUCUUGGGCGUGGCCUCGUUUCUGGGCGAGAUUCGGUCGGGCAUCAUUGAUCGCCCCAUUGGACUUUUGAUCCUUGCUGGCCUCGUGACCGUGGGCUCGGCCCGCAACACGGGCAUCAUCCUGGGCAGCUAUGCCGCCUGCAUUGGUUUGCUGCAAGUCGCCAUUUAUCUUGUGCACGGCUCACUUCCCAAGGGUGGCAACGCCUCCAAGACCAAGGUGCCCGAAGGCUAUGUCAAGCUGACCAAGGCCAUUGCACUCACAACCAUGGUCGGGGUUGCUGCCGUCGGCGGCAUUGCCCUCUAUUCGGUAGCAGUCAAGGAUCGCCACGACUUGGACGGCGCUGAGCUUGAAUGGUGCGAGCAGACUGGCGAGCGGUACUGCUGGCUUCAAAGCCGGAUCAACACCUACGCCCUCGGGGCGUACGCCACCACCCUCAUUCUCCUCGGCAUUCUGGGCCUCCUUGGCUCCCUGGGCGUGUGGGACAAGGCCAAGACGUUGCGCAACACGGGUGCAUUGGGCCUCUUCCUCAUCGCCACGGGUCUUGUCACUCUUGGCGCAGCCGGGAACGCUGGUAUCGUGGUGGGCGCGGCCGCCAUUGCCGUGGGCAUUGAGCUCAUGGCCUUUGAGUACGUCUUCAAGGGCGAUUACGACCGUGUGUAA